Chaetomium fimeti is the source of this 944-nucleotide messenger RNA. RefSeq lists its product as uncharacterized. The transcript has a single exon. Lineage: Eukaryota; Fungi; Ascomycota; Sordariomycetes; Sordariales; Chaetomiaceae. The record is from RefSeq and is a predicted model, not a curated record. Bases 342 to 887 code for a protein of 181 amino acids.
CGCAGCAGCAGCAGCAACAGGGCUACCAGAACACCGCCUUCCAAAACGCCCCGCCCUACCAGCCCGCCCAGCAGCCCCACGCCCCCGUCCCGGCCCACUCCAAGGAACAGCCCGGGAAUGCCACCAAAUACUGCGCCCAGUGCGGCGCCGGCGUCACCACACCCUUCUGCCCCAACUGUGGCAUCCAGGUGUAAGGGGCAGGGGACUCGGCGGUGUUGUGAGAAGGGUCGUCUUUUAUUAGGAUUAGAAUGGGGGGUGGGAAUGGGCGAGAUGAGACGCGACCAGGACGCGGCGGUGUGAGCGGGUUUGGCUUCAUUUUUCUUGGUCUGUUUUGAACUAAGAUGGGAAUGCAAUUACAUGCGUCUGCUUCAAUGGAUACCUCAGUUUGGUCGGUUGGUUGGGGCGCUUGGGGUCACAUAAUAAAUGUCGUUUUUCUACUCGCGCUUGGCGAACGAUCACUGCUUUCUUUCGCCUUGUCUUGUGCUGCUUCGAUGCAUUUUGCUAGUGAUGUCUGUUUGUCGGUCCAUUGCCUAUCUGGUUGUCCCACGCACCGUUGGGCAGCUUUUGGUUUGGCCAAGACGCUAUCUUCCCCAGGUUCUUCAACCUUGCGGCAGCGGGUUGACUUGGUGGAAUCCAUCGUUGAUCAGUGGGUUUGGUGGAUCUGUUUGCUCGUCUGCAAGAAGAAAAAGAAAGCCCCCCAAUUUCCUUCUGCACUUUCGUCUCAGUCUGAAACGUACCAUGCGACGACCGAUGUAAGUGGAGCGAGCAAAAAAGCUUUGACUGCCCAUUUUGGUGCUCGGAGCAAAGAAAACGACAAAAAACAUACAACACUGAGGAUUCGCUGGUCGUCACCGACCCAACUACUGGUUCAGCCCUUACUUGUUUGACUAGGGGAGAGCGGACGGGAUCCCGUAUUUUCAAGUAGGUAUGGUCGUAUGUGAUAG